Protobothrops mucrosquamatus (brown spotted pit viper) is the source of this 408-nucleotide messenger RNA. Its product is annotated as BRISC and BRCA1-A complex member 1-like. The transcript has 4 exons. The annotation marks the transcript as partial. Gene Ontology annotation, biological process: protein K63-linked deubiquitination; positive regulation of DNA repair; mitotic G2 DNA damage checkpoint signaling. Gene Ontology annotation, cellular component: BRISC complex; BRCA1-A complex; nuclear body. The record is from RefSeq and is a predicted model, not a curated record. NCBI's taxonomy places the organism in Eukaryota, Metazoa, Chordata, Lepidosauria, Squamata, Viperidae.
AUCAUCUGCCUGGAUCUCUCGGAGGAAAUGUCCCACCCCAAGCUGGAAUCCUUCAACGGGCUGAAGACCAACGCCCUCAACAUCUCCCAGAAGAUGAUUGAGAUGUUUGUCCGCACCAAACACAAGAUUGACAAGAGCCAUGAGUUUGCGCUGGUGGUGGUGAACAACGACGUCACAUGGGUACGCUUGACCAUCUUGGUCUACAGCCGCCCGGCUUGCCAGCCGCCUGCCGUGCUGACCGAGCAGAUGAAGAAAAUGCUGCACUGCCCUUACUUCUUCUUUGACGUGCUCUACAUCCACAACGGCCUGGAGGACAAGGAGGAGGAGAUCGCGUGGAAGGUAAAGCCGUACCUGGCUUCUCUUGGUGUGCUUUUCAUUCCGACUUCAGACCAACCUGGGCCAGUUUGA